AUGAAUGAAGAAACGCCGGUGGUCACUUUCCAAGUGACCACGAGACAAACGCCGAGUGUAGAGCAAGGCCGCGAUAGAAGAAUUCGUUUUAAAAGGUUCAAUUCUAACCUAGAACUCAUCCCAUUCUUCUCCAAAAAUCAGUCAAAUUUUGGUGCAUCAGAUGACAUUAUUCAUUGGUCCAGACGAAGUGACGCCGUUGUCACGCUGCCGUCGAGAACGACACCAUCCCUCCUAUUUAAGUCGUCUCUGCCGUCGCGCCAGCUGGCGCUACUAAUGGGUAGUGGAGCUCUUGAAAUUAAUUGUUUAAAGAAUGGGGAAGCUGAGAACAGUCUUCACAAGCUACCUUCUCAAGCUCCUGCAUGCGAGAACUUGCUUUCUGAUGACAAUGAUGCUGUUGCUGAUCAUGAGAAGCUAUCACAAUCACAUCUCGACGAGAGCAAGUUUGAUAGGCACUUCAAGUUAUGGGCUCUUCGAAUCCCUUGCCAACAUUGCAAGGUUGCCACUCGAAUCCUCAAUGGUUACUUAUUCAACAUGCCCCGAGUCAAACCCAUCAUUGAGGACCCUACCUUUGACAAAAACCGUUACCUUAUACUCUCCGACAAAGUUCAGAAUCAAGAUUUAUCUGAUAUUCCAAAGCAAAAGGUCGACGAGCUUAAUGGCUUGUGUAAAAUUGAAGUUGUGCCCUAUUCAUUGACAUUAGGGUAUACUUAUUGGAGUGCAGGUGAAUCAUGUGCUGAAGCAGAUAUUGCCUACUGGAGUGGAGGUCAAAUUGCCCAUUUAAACCUACACGAUGAAUUACUUCCCUACAAAGAUGUUAUCGCAAAGAAAAACUAUCCAAGAAUCAAAACUAUUGUCAAUAAAGUUGGAACCAUUACAAAUGAAUUUCGUGUGCCAGAGUUUGAAAUUUUAGCAGGAGAGCAUAAUAUGAUCACAGAAGUGAAGCAAUAUGGUGCCAUUUUUAGGCUUGAUUACAGUUUGGUUUAUUGGAAUUCGAGAUUGGAACAUGAACACAAAAGGUUAGUCUCAAUGUUCCAAGCUGGGGAGAUCAUUUGUGACAUGUUUGCCGGAGUAGGUCCUUUUGCCAUUCCUGCAGCACAGAAAGGAUGCAUAGUCUAUGCAAAUGAUUUAAAUCCAGGUAGCAUUCACUAUCUGAGAAUUAAUGCCAAAAUCAAUAAGGUUGAUGAUCGUAUUUAUGCAUACAACAUGGAUGCUAGAAAAUUCAUGUCCCAGUUGAUGGAAGUGCCAAAUAACGAGGUUACAUCAGCACACUCACCCGAAGUUCCCAGUUUGGAUACUUGUCACACAUGCAAGAUACAAGACAAUGAUGAACCAAAUUCUGAAAAUGAGUUGCUCACUGUUGAUACAAAAGACCUAGGAGAUAGCAAUCAUAGUGGUGUAGGGGAUGUCAAGGGUUCAACCAGGCACACUGCUACAUCUGUAAUUGCUGGGAAAAGAUCUUUUACUAUUUAUCAUGAAGGGGAUGAUAAUGAUAGUAGAGGUUAUGUGUAUGGGGAAGGGAAUGAAGGCGCUCAUGGAACUGGCAUCCUAGAAGGUAGUAGAAGAAAAGGAAGCACGAGCAAGAGAAUGAGAAGCUCUGAAAUCUGUGUCACAAAAACUUGGGAACAUAUUGAUCACAUAAUAAUGAACCUGCCUGCAUCUGCUGUUCAGUUUCUAGCGACUGAAACUCCUGAGACUAUAAUAGCUGUGGCAGAAUCUGCUUUAAACGCUCCUAUACAAGACUCAAAAUUUCAUAGGGUUAGGGAUGUGGCUCCAAACAAGAACACUGGAACUUGUUGCCAGGAGGAUGCCUUAAAGAAGAUGGUCAAUAGCAUUGUCCUUGGUGAUGCUGAAGAGAAGAUAGCUUUGUAUAACACUACGAUAGUUUUCAGGGUUUUACAGGGUGCAUUGAUGGAUUCAGUGCGAGUUUUAUCCGACUCAAAAGCAAGCAUAGUGAAAUAUGACAAAUUUAACAGGAUGGAAUGGGCCAUGAUUGUUGAAACUAUAGAAGGAUAUUUAUUCUUGUUGAGAUGCAUCUUAUUCCUGCACUUAUGGUUUCAAAGCAAAAAGUGCCCUGAUAAUUUUCAAGCCGCGUUUUGUACUUCUUUGGAAUUAUACACAAUGAACAGUAAUACUAUGGUAUCUUGCACUGUAUGGAUUAUUCUACGAUAA
Messenger RNA from Sphenostylis stenocarpa, 2169 nucleotides. Lineage: Eukaryota; Viridiplantae; Streptophyta; Magnoliopsida; Fabales; Fabaceae. The record is from the annotation of a GenBank genome assembly.